This is a messenger RNA of Meriones unguiculatus (Mongolian gerbil), 1125 nucleotides long. RefSeq names its product nuclear receptor subfamily 0 group B member 2 (gene Nr0b2). The transcript has 2 exons. The coding region runs from base 52 to 834 and encodes 260 amino acids. Gene Ontology annotation, molecular function: transcription corepressor activity; transcription factor binding. Gene Ontology annotation, biological process: negative regulation of transcription by RNA polymerase II; circadian rhythm. Gene Ontology annotation, cellular component: nucleus; cytoplasm. NCBI's taxonomy places the organism in Eukaryota, Metazoa, Chordata, Mammalia, Rodentia, Muridae. The record is from RefSeq and is a predicted model, not a curated record.
CAGCACAGAGGCCCAGACAGCUGGGGAGAAACAGGAGCAAGACAACCAACCAUGAGCACCAGCCAGUCAGGGGUCUGCCCAUGCCAGGGCUCUGCAGCCCGCUCCACUAUCCUAUACGCACUUCUGAGCCCCAGCCUCAGGACCAGGCCCGCUGCGCCCACCUCCGGCAGCCACUGCCUGUGCCAGCAGCACCGGCCCGUCCGUCUGUGUGCUCCGCACCGCACCUGCCGGGAGGCCUUGGAUGUCCUAGCCAAGACAGUAGCCUUCCUCAGGAACCUGCCAUCCUUCUGCCUCCUGCCGCUUGACGAUCAGCGGCGGCUCCUAGAGAGCUGCUGGGGCCCGCUCUUCCUGCUUGGGUUGGCCCAGGACACUGUGACCUUUGAAGUAGCCGAAGCUCCGGUGCCCAGCAUACUUAAAAAGAUCCUGCUGGAGGAACCGAACAGUGGUGCCGAGGGUACCCAGGCUCCAGAGCCGCCACAGCCGUCACUGGCUGCUGUGCAGUGGCUGCAGCGCUGCCUGGGGUCUUUCUGGAGCCUUGAGCUGGGUCCCAAGGAAUAUGCCUACCUGAAAGGAACCAUGCUCUUCAACCCGGAUGUGCCAGGCCUCCAGGCCUCCUGUCACAUUGCACACCUGCAACAGGAGGCCCACUGGGCACUGUGUGAAGCCCUGGAGCCCUGGUACCCAGCCAGCCAGGGCCGCCUGGCCCGAAUCCUCCUCAUGGCCUCCACUCUCAAGAACAUCCCCUGCAGCCUCCUGGUAGACCUCUUCUUCCGCCCUAUCAUCGGAGAUGUUGACAUCGCUGAACUGCUCGAAGACAUGCUUUUGCUGAGGUGACCUGCAGAAUGGUGGGCUCCGGUUCCUCCAGAGGGGAGCCUGAAAGGCAGCGCUCAGCUACCCAGGAGCAGACCUGAGCUCAGCCACAACCCCAGCGUGGACUUCCUUGGUUUGGACACAGUGGACUGUCUAGCAGGCCCUUGCUGGCUCCCAACACCUCUGGGCCAAAAUGCCUUUCCCUGCCUAGGACAGGGAUGGGAAUAUGAGGCUGUACAGGCAAGAAUUCCUCCUGAUUUUGUAUAGAACAAAAUUAAGUUAUUGAUUUUUGUAAUAAAAGGUAUGACACGCUGA